UAAAAUUUGUUUUAGAGAUGAUUAACCUUAAAAAAAAAUAAAAGACAAAGAAACCUAACCUUGUAAUUAGCAGCAACCACCAUAAACCAUCGCUACCGCGUCGACAACAUUUCUCCAUUACUCUUAUGAACCGCUAAUAAUCCAAUUAUACAAAUCAGCAUAAUAAUCUCUGUUAAUCUGUGUUUAUCGCCGCAGAAAUUACCUCCAAGUUCCAUACUUUUCUUUUUUACUGUAAUGGAGAUUGACCCUCCACAUGAAAGUGAUGGAAGCACCACUGGAUCAAAGGAAAGUGAGGUCGGAUCCAAGGAAAGCGAGAUCUAUUUGGUGCCUGAUAACCAUUCGGGUUUCGGUUUACCAUAUGCUCCUGAGGAUUUCCCCAUUCCUGGUGAUAAGUGGGGUUGGAAGGUGGGAAAGAGAAUUGCUUCUGGUGGACACUUUUUGGACAGAUAUAUUUAUCUUCCUGAUCGUCUUUAUAAAGACUUGAAGCCAAGAGGUCUCACUAGCAUCAACAGCAAGGGUUUUGCGAGCAAGUCUUCAGUUGAGCGGUUUUUGUUGGAGGCGUUUCCCGGCACGGAUAUCAAAGCUUUUUUUGCCUCUUUUACUUGGAGGAUUCCAUCCGAAAAAGCUAGAGGAAACACGUAUCAACUGUAUGGUAACACAGAUAUCGUUUCGGGUUGCUCUCCAACGUUUGAUGCCGCGGGUUGCAAAGCCGGCAAUAUAAAUUGCUCUAGUUUACUUGAAACAAAUGAUCAUGAUCAUUCAAAUAUAAUGAUGUGUGAUAUAUGCUGUAUUGAGCCCCAAUUUUGUCAUGAUUGUUGCUGUAUACUUUGCUCUAAAUUUGUCAAUUCUGCAAAUGGAGACCAAAGCUUCAUUAGAUGUGAAGCCUCUGUCAAAGAGGGUCUAAUUUGUGGGCACAUUUGCCACAUAGAAUGUGGUCUUCGGUCUUACAUGGCUGGAACUGUGGGUGGAACUAUCGGAUUGGAUGCCGAGUAUUACUGCAGACGGUGUGAUGCAAGGACUGAUUUGAUUCCACAUGUCCAGAGGUUUUAUAGGAGCUGUGAGUCUCUGCGUUGUAGUGAAAAAGUUCAGAAAAUACUUAAUCUUUGUGUCAUUAUAUUGCGGGGAUCAACCAAACCAAGUGCCAAGGUUUUGUUGCAUCAUGUUCAAACUGCUGUAGCAAAGCUUAAAGAAGGAAAUUGUCAUGAAGAUAUAUGGAAACGAGAAGAUACAUCAGCUGUUACUACAGGAGAACUUUCUCAAUGUGAAACUGAUACCUUGGAAGUUUCAAACUUCAAGGAGCCUUCACAACGUGGCAUAGCUGUACCACAAAUAUCAUUUUCGAAUUUUGAUUACCGAUUAGAAUCUGUAGAACUUGAACAGAGAAUUGACAAAACAUUAGCCUUGCUUAAGAAGUCUCAAGAGACCGAGUACAGAGUUGCAGAGAAGGUCCUCACAACCCAAAAAAAACAGCUUUUAGAUCUCUAUGAAGAGUUGAACAAAGAGAAAGUAAACCUUGCAAAAUGCUCCCCAUCAUCCGAUCCAUCAGUAGUCCAUGCUGUCUUAAAGAGGAUGGAUCAAAUUAAAAACCAGUAUAAUAACAUUACUGCUAUGCAAGAAGUUGGUAAAGGAUUCGGAAAAACUUCUAAAUAUGUAUUAAAAGAGCACUUUGGUGUGCAAGUGGCCGACGCCUAAGAGCCCGAAUCUUGGAUGUUUUGAGUUUGUAAAGCAGUGUAAGGUCGGUUUCUGAACCGAAUAGUUUGAUAGCUUUUUUGAUAGGAGAUGUUAUAGUUAUGUGUUGUAGUUUGCUCUAGUUUUGAGCAAUGCAUGUGUUGUUAAAGCUUUACAUGAUCCAAACUCUAGUUUUACA
Molecule: messenger RNA, 1867 nt
Organism: Erigeron canadensis
Lineage: Eukaryota; Viridiplantae; Streptophyta; Magnoliopsida; Asterales; Asteraceae
Exons: 5
Coding region: 235-1692 (485 amino acids)
Source: RefSeq, a predicted model, not a curated record